Molecule: messenger RNA, 2229 nt
Organism: Mesorhabditis belari
Lineage: Eukaryota; Metazoa; Nematoda; Chromadorea; Rhabditida; Rhabditidae
Source: the annotation of a GenBank genome assembly
AUGUCGAUUAAGAACUGGACGAGAACGAUUUUCAAGUUUAACGAUUUGGUUGAGGUAUCACUUUAUCGCUCAUCGAGAACCCGGCUUCAAGUUGCCGUCGGCAAUGUGCCCGGUCCGAUGGUCAAGGGCGUCAUUUCGUUUGUGACCGAGGCUGACAAUAAUGAUGGCUUGCCACACACAUUGGAACAUCUCGUCUUCAUGGGGUCAAAGAAAUACCCAUACAAGGGUGUACUUGAUAUCAUCGCCAAUCGCUGUUUGGCCAGUGGUACGAAUGCGUGGACCGAUCAGGAUCAUACCGCUUAUACUUUGUCAACGGUGGGAAGUGAGGGCUUCUUCAAGGUGCUGCCGAUCUACUUAAAUCAUCUUCUGGAUCCAUCACUUACCAAUGAACAAUUUCUCACUGAGGUUCACCAUAUCAACGGUCAAGGCGAAGAUGGAGGAGUGGUCUAUUCCGAGAUGCAAGAUCACGAGAGUGAGAUGGAGACAAUCGUUCAUGUAAAGGCUCAACGCUUGCUGUAUCCAGAAAAUAACCCUUACGGCGUGAACACCGGGGGAGAAUUGAAAUACUUGCGAGAAACUUGUUCAAUCGAUAAGUGCCGCGACUACCACAAGAAAUUCUAUCAUUUACAAAACAUGUUGGUCUCGGUGGCUGGAACAUUUGAGCACGAGCGUUUAUUGGAGAUCAUGUCUCAAAUUGAGGAAAGCUACCUUGAGAAGAUACCGUCAGCUUUUGCUCAACCGUUUUCCUUCACGCUUCCGCCAAUCGCACAGAAUCAAGAAGUUUAUAUCCCUUGCCCUGCCGAUGAUCCAACAAGGGGAAUCGUCGAGAUUCAUUGGUUCGGACCGAAUUCUGAUGAACACGAGGUUGUUACAGCUCUUCAUAUCUUGUUUGAUUAUAUGGAGAAUACGGCCGUAUCGCCAUUGCAGAAAGAUUUUGUUCUCAUCUCGGACCCAUUUGCUUCCAAUGCUACCUUCUCUGUUAAUGAACAAAAGUCUUGUGUGAUCACACUUUCCUUCCAAAACGUCCCCAGCAAUAAAAUCAGAGAAGUUGCAAAGAAAUUCUUUGACAAAACGUACAAUGAUCAUUUGGUUGAUGAUGCUUUCGAUUUGCCGAGGAUGAACGAUAUUAUUGAACAACACAUUCUCUCAACUUUGGCUAAGGCGGAAAAUAAGCCGCAUGACGCGAUCUUUGGUCAUUUGAUCGGCCAUCAACUGUACGGUGAAAAUCGAGAUGAUUUGCUGUUGAAGCGUUUGGAUGAGAUUGCAACUUUGCGCCGCUUGAAGAAAGAAGAUGCCAGCUUUUGGGUUAACCUGUGGAAGAAGCAUCUGAGUCAGCCGUAUGUUCUUGUUGGUGGUCUUCCCGAUGAGAAAUUGGUCGAUGAGAUCGCUGAUAAAGAAACACAACGAAUUGAUGAACAAAAGAAGAAACUUGGCAGUGAUGGGCUCAAACAGAAAGAAAAGGAUCUCAAUGAUGCGACUAAAAAGAACACGGAGUCGAAGCCACCACAAGUUUUAUUGGAUGAACUAAUUGUUCAACAGCUCGAGAAGAAGUGUCAAAAGAAAGCACAAAAAUACGACCUCGAGAAACUCCCGCUCGCAACUAUGCUCCACUUCACAGAACCGAAAUUUUUCCAGAUGUAUCUUCUGCUUGAUACGCUCAAGCUAUCAGAUGAACAAAAGAAGUGGCUGAUGUUAUUCACCGAGUUGAUGUUCGACUCUCACACUUAUGUUGAUGGUCAAUUGUGGUCGGCUGAGGAUAUGGCCAAGAUGUUGAUUCGGCGCGCUUCUCGAACUUGGCAAAAUGGGGGAGAGAUCUUCACAAAGGGAAUCCAUUAUGACGCAAAGAGAAUCAAGAUGAUUGCUCAAAGAUUGGCUUCACUUGCACGAGAGAGCAAACGGGAUGGAGUUGAGCAAGUUGAACGAGCUUCGAUCAGUCCUUUGGAUGGCGGUGUAAAUAUUCAUCUUGUGGGCGACACGAGCACUCUAACAACACCAAAUCUGCCAAUUUGGGAGUCAUUUAAGAAGGAUAAUGCCAGCUUUUUCAAUGUUCCAAUGGAUCCCGUUAAGGAAUAUGAACGAACCAAGGAAGUUGUGGAGGGAGCCAUCGCUGCUGGGAAAAAGAAGAUGGUAUUUCGAAUUCGGCACGCGAACGUGAUUCUCGGGCAAUUCCCUGAACUGGCGAUGCAAAGUUUAUCAAUGACCUUUGCUCAAAGCUCUGGGAUGCUUCAG